AUGUCGACUGAAGAACAUAAUGGAGGUGGUCAAAAGUCUCUAGAUGAUAGAAAAGGUGAGGAAUCACACACAAGUGAAACAAGUGAAAGGGAGAUAACUGCCACAGAGAGUGGUAACGAAGGUAAGUCUGUAGAAAAAGAGGGCGGACAAGUUCAAGAGAAACCGAAACAUCCACAUGUGACUUAUUACAACGAAGAGCAGUAUAAGCAAUUCAUUGCACAGGCGAGGGUUACAGGCGGGAAGUACAGUUUACAAGACUUUCAGAUAUUAAGGACAUUGGGGACGGGCUCUUUUGGUAGGGUACAUCUGAUCAGAUCAAGACAUAAUGGUAGAUACUACGCCAUGAAGGUUUUGAAAAAAGAAAUUGUAGUAAGAUUGAAACAGGUGGAACAUACCAACGAUGAGCGAUUGAUGCUUUCUAUCGUGACACAUCCGUUUAUUAUUAGAAUGUGGGGGACUUUUCAAGAUACUCAGCAAAUUUUCAUGAUUAUGGAUUAUAUUGAAGGUGGAGAAUUGUUUUCUCUUUUAAGGAAAUCCCAAAGAUUUCCUAAUCCAGUUGCUAAAUUUUAUGCAGCAGAAGUUUGUUUAGCUUUGGAGUACUUGCAUAGCAAGGACAUUAUUUACAGGGAUUUGAAACCGGAAAAUAUCUUGCUUGAUAAAAACGGGCAUAUAAAGAUAACAGAUUUUGGAUUUGCCAAGUACGUUCCGGAUGUCACAUAUACAUUAUGUGGUACUCCCGACUACAUAGCACCCGAGGUCGUUAGUACCAAACCAUAUAAUAAAUCUAUUGAUUGGUGGAGUUUCGGCAUCCUGAUUUACGAAAUGCUAGCCGGAUACACACCAUUUUACGACUCAAACACAAUGAAAACGUAUGAAAAAAUCUUGAAUGCCGAAUUGAGGUUUCCACCAUUUUUCAACGAAGAUGUCAAAGAUCUGUUGAGUAGACUGAUCACAAGAGACUUAAGUCAAAGACUGGGUAAUUUGCAGAAUGGUACAGAAGAUGUUAAAAACCAUCCCUGGUUCAAAGAAGUCGUCUGGGAAAAGCUAUUAUCUAGAAACAUAGAAACACCGUAUGAACCGCCUAUUCAACAGGGACAAGGUGACACCUCACAGUUCGAUAAGUACCCAGAGGAAGAUAUCAACUAUGGCGUUCAAGGUGAAGACCCAUAUGCUGAUCUAUUCAGAGAUUUCUAA
Messenger RNA from Saccharomyces paradoxus, 1194 nucleotides. RefSeq names its product cAMP-dependent protein kinase catalytic subunit TPK1 (gene TPK1). NCBI's taxonomy places the organism in Eukaryota, Fungi, Ascomycota, Saccharomycetes, Saccharomycetales, Saccharomycetaceae. Gene Ontology annotation, cellular component: cAMP-dependent protein kinase complex; nucleus. Gene Ontology annotation, biological process: peptidyl-serine phosphorylation. The transcript has a single exon. The record is from RefSeq and is a predicted model, not a curated record. The coding region runs from base 1 to 1194 and encodes 397 amino acids. Gene Ontology annotation, molecular function: cAMP-dependent protein kinase activity; ATP binding.